Messenger RNA from Paramisgurnus dabryanus, 6535 nucleotides. The record is from RefSeq and is a predicted model, not a curated record. Lineage: Eukaryota; Metazoa; Chordata; Actinopteri; Cypriniformes; Cobitidae.
AUGGACGUUGAACCCAUAGAGGGUGCAGCUGGGCAGGCUGAGGACAUUCAAGGAGCGGGCGCUGCAGCUCCAGAACUGGACACUGAGGGAGGUAACCCUAUUUCACAGCUUCAAUCACAGAUCCUUGAGCUGGGACGUAGACAUGAUCAAGUAGUGUCAGCUCUUGCUAACAUGACUAAUGUAAAUACUAGGUCCUAUGUGUAUAUACCAAGGGAGAGACAAAUUGUACCCUUUAGUGGGGACCUGAGUAAAGACAGCCAAAAUGUUGAUGAGUUCAUUGAGGAACUGGAGCGAGUUAUAAGAGUGAGAGGUUUGAAUACUGAGGAUCAGGUGGAUUUUAUCCUCUCACACUUAAGGGGUUCAGCUCUAGAUGAGGUUAAGCUGUGCAUGGGGGGGGAAGAUAAGUCACCUCAAGACCUGUUCUCUUUCUUGCGCGCCGCAUUCAGGGAAAAACGAAGCACUCCCCAAUUGUUACAUGCGUUUUACGCACGGAAACAAUUGGAUGGUGAGGAUUUUCGCGAUUACUCGCAUGCUUUAUCUUUGAUGUUAAGCGCUGCGCUUCAGCAGUCACCAAAUGCUGUUCCGAACAUGCAGUUGGCGUUAAGAGAUCAAUUUAUCGAGGGGGUGAGGGAUUUAGCCCUCCGUAGAGAACUGCGUAAGGUGGUUCGAGAGCGCCCCCGUGCUACGUUAUUUGACGUCCGUGAGGAGGCUUUGAUGUGGUGUUCAGAAGAGAGACCUCGUGGGGCUAAUGUUGCUAAAACUAGAAACUUAAUGGGGGUAGAAGAAAAUGUAGAACAUACAAAUGUGAGUAAUACUGUAACAAACGACCUGACUGUAGCCCUGCAAGAGGUAAUUAAGGUAAUCUCACAACAAGGGAAAGCAAUCGGAGAACUUACCAAUGCUGUCCGUGAUCUCACUACCCACAGGUCUGAUCCAAGUUCUGAGAAACCCAGUAGGCGCCAGUUUAAGCCAAGCUCCACCCGAGUCCUCACCCCAGGGAAACGAGGCACCUUCAUCGCGAAGAGCCGAGCGAUGAGGGGUGGCACUGAUGGCUCAAAGAGUGGCACGCUGACUAAAGAGCGGUUCCUAGAGCGUGCAGUGGGCAAAUGCCCAGAAGUAGAAAUUUACAUUGGGAGGGUAGCUGUCAGGUGCCUUUUGGACACUGGUAGUAAUGUAAGCACUUUAACUGAGAGUUUCUUUAAAGAGCAUCUUCAUGGGGAAGAUACAGACAUACAUUGUACCACCAAGUGGUUAAAAAUCACUGCUGCUAAUAGGUUGCCACUUCCUUACCUUGGGUAUGUUGAACUUGAUAUCCAAGUAAUGGGGUUGACUGUACCUGGGUGUGGGUUUUUGGUGAUACGUGACCACGAUGAUGUGGAGACUGACACAGCACCUCCAGGCAUACUCGGCAUGAAUAUAGCACAACGCUGUAAACAACUGAUUUUGGCUGAAUUUGACAAUGCCUUGGAGGGUACCUUGGAUAAUGACUGGAGGGCUGCUUUUAGCAGAGUGCAGGAAGCUACCUUAGGGGAGGCAAACCGUAUGGUCCGAGUGGCAGGUACAUGUAAGUCCUAUGUGCCCGCAGCCUCGGUGGCAACAAUUCAAGCUAGAAUACCGAGAGAACUGAUGGGAAACAGGGACAUAGGUUUGUUUGAGCCAGGAAAUACGCCAUUGCCGGGUGGCCUGAUUUUGGUUCCUACCUUAGUGUCGCCUGGCAGUCGUGUAUUCCCUGUGCAGGUAGUAAACUUGUCACCAGAGGAUGUGUGGUUACCAACUAAACUAAAACUCGGGGUACUUACCCAGGGUCAUCACAUUGACAGUAGCUCCUGUGAGGUUAAGUUCCAGCGGAUCUCUGCUGAUCAUGAGGAGGUUAUAGUUAGCCAGAGGUCACUGACAGGGGUUGAGCCUGGCUUGCAGUGUCCUCUAGAGAAAGUGCAGAUAGGCGGUACCCCCACACAACAGGCAGAGCUAAAGGCACUUCUGAUAGAAUAUCUGGAUGUGUUCGCAGUAUGCGAUGAUGAUCUUGGCUAUACUGAGAAUGUCACACAUGAGAUUCCUGUAAGUGAUGAUGUUCCUGUCUCGCAGCCUUACCGAAGAAUACCACCGAACCAAUUGGAAGAGGUAAAAGAGCACAUCUCAGGACUUCUAAAAAGGGGUGUCAUCCGAGAAAGCUCCAGUUCGUAUGCCUCCCCGGUGGUAUUGGUUCGUAAAGCUGAUGGGAAUCUGCGAUUAUGCGUCGAUUACAGGAAAUUAAACUCCAAAACUAGACGCGACGCGUUUCCGUUGCCGCGGAUAGAUGAGAGUUUAGAUGCUUUAAGUAAAGCUAAGGUGUUUUCCUCCAUUGACUUAGCCAGUGGCUACCACCAGGUGGCAAUGCAUGAAAAGGACAGGCACAAAACUGCUUUCAUUACACCAUUUGGCCUCUAUGAGUACCAACGGAUGCCGUUUGGCCUUUGUAAUGCGCCAGCGACAUUCCAGCGGCUCAUGCAGGCCAUAAUGAGUGACUUGGUCUUUCAAAUGGUACUUGUCUAUCUGGAUGAUUUGCUGGUGUAUUCCAGUACAUUUGAAGGGCAUUUGGUGAGACUAGAGACUGUGCUUCAAAGAUUGAGACAGGCUGGGCUGAAAGUUAAGGUGGAAAAGUGCCACUUCUUGCAGCCUGAGGUAAAGUUUUUGGGUCAUGUUGUGUCUGCCCAAGGGGUGUCCACCGAUCCUGAGAAAGUGGACGCAGUAAGGCAGUGGCCAGUCCCUAACACUCUGAAAGAGCUGCGAUCCUUUUUAGGAUUCUGCAGCUAUUAUCGUCGGUUCAUCGAGGGGUUCUCCAAGGUGGCGGGUCCGCUUCAUGAUGUGGUAAACAUUUGUGUACGCCAGGGCAGGGUUGCUCAGGCCAAUAAGUUGUUCAAGGACUCCUGGACGACGGAAUGCCAACAAGCCUUUGACCAUCUCAAGGAGAAACUUACCUGUGCUCCAACGCUGGGCUACGCAGAUUUUACUCUACCUUUCAUUCUUGAGACGGAUGCGAGUAACCUGGGGUUGGGCGCUGUGUUAUACCAGCAGCAGGAGGGGAGAAAAACUGUCAUAGCUUAUGCAAGCCGGAGGUUAAGGGGUGCAGAGCGAAAUGACAGAAACUACAGCAGUAUGAAGCUGGAGCUUCUGGCACUCAAAUGGGCAGUAGUGGAGAAAUUCAGGAGUUACCUGCUCGGAUCCAAGUUUACCAUACUGACCGAUAAUAAUCCCCUCUGCCACCUCAACACGGCCAAAUUGGGUGCCAUUGAACAGAGAUGGGCUGCACAGCUUGCUGUAUUUGAUUUUAAGGUGCAGUAUCGUCCUGGGCGGUGUAACACAGCAGCCGAUGCCCUCUCCCGACGACCAGGACUAGACGGGGAAGUGGAGACUGACGAUUCAGAGUAUGAUGGCUGUGUAGCUCUUUGCAAUGGGCUGCGGACAGGAGCAGUUGUGGGGCCUGACCUGGCAGAACUAGUGGUGGGGCCUAGCCAGGAAAGAACAGGACAACUACAUGCCGCCAUAGAGGAUGAAGGUACUGGAGAGGAAUACCCUCUAGAGAAUACCCCAACGUUACCUGGAUACACGAAGGAUGAGCUUCGUCAGUUUCAAGAGGCAGAUCCAACCAUCAGCGUGUUUAAGAGUUUCUGGGAUAUGAAGAGGAAACCCGCAAAACCUGAGAGAAUGGGCUUGUCCAGACCAGUUCGAUUAUUGCUCAAGCAGUGGGACAAGGUCCAAGAAAAAGAAGGACUCUUGUACAGAAUUGUUGAUGAGGUGUCCAGUGGGGAAUGCCAUCAGCUGCUGCUCCCUGCAUGUCUAGUUGAGCUGGUGCUGCGCAGUGUCCAUGAUGAAAUGGGACACCAGGGAGUAGAGAGAACACUAAGUCUUCUCAGACAACGCUGCUAUUGGGUGGGAAUGUAUGAUGCUGUAGAUAAAUGGGUGAAGCAGUGCCAGAGGUGUGUGUUAUCUAAAAUGCCACAGCCCAAAAUUCAGGCCCCUUGGACCCCCUUCUUAGCUUCUCAUCCAUUAGAAGUUGUCGCAAUGGAUUUUACCACAUUGGAGCCUGCAUCUGACGGCCGAGAAAAUGUCCUGGUGUUAACCGAUGUAUUCACGAAGUUCAGCCAGGCAUUUCCUACCCGCGAUCAGAAGGCGGACACGACCGCUAAGGUCCUUCUGAGGGAAUGGUUCCUAAAGUAUGGCGUGCCACAGCGCCUCCAUUCAGACCAGGGGCGCAAUUUCGAGAGUGCGGUUAUUGCAGAGCUCUGUAAAUUAUAUGGGGUAAGAAAGUCCCGCACUACGCCUCAUCACCCUCAGGGGAAUGCACAGUGCGAGACGUUUAACCGAACGCUGCACGACCUCUUGCGUUCAUUACCGCCUGACAAGAAACGAAAGUGGCCGGAAUACUUACCAGAACUGGUCUACGCCUAUAAUGUGACCCCCCAUUCCUCUACAGGCCACUCUCCUUAUUACAUGCUGUUUGGGAGGCAGCCGCACUUACCAGUGGACGCGUUGUUAGGUCAGGAGCCAGUGAGAGAGAAGGAGCCUACCUGGUUGACUGUUCACAGAGACCGUCUCCAGGAUGCGCACUCUAGGGCACGAGACUAUGCGGAAAGGAAGGCAGCAGAACGGGUUGCAAGGCAUGAAAAAGGGGUAUUUUGUCCAGAGGUAUCAGUUGGUCAGCAAGUGUACUUACGACAUCGUCCCCCAGGACGGAACAAGAUCCAGGAUGCCUGGGCACCCGAACCCUAUCAGGUGGUGGAAGUGCAGGGUACAACCUACAUGGUGGAGCCUGUGGGAGGAGGUCCUGCGAAGAGGGUGCAUAGGUCUAAUAUCAGGCCCUGUCCGAGGGCAGUUCCAGUCCCAAAACCAAGAAGCAGAGUUACACCAACAGAAGUACCUACCUCUGAGAUGGAAAGAGAAGUGCCUUCGCUGGAUGUAGAAUGUGUGCUUGUGGAGGAGACUAGACAACCUGGAAGGAACCCAAUGGACCCAGUUAUUGAGGAAUCACAAGAACCAAAUAUGGAACCAGAGAAUGAGACUGCAGCUGUAAUGGAGGAAGCACAAGAAAGUUAUGAUGAUGAUAUACAGUUGGGCAAUGAGGCAAAUAAUGUCAGGGAAUUUUCCCAUCAAGAAACAGAAAGAGCUGGUUUACCUUUAAAUGUGGUGGUAACUAGGCCAGUUCCAGUGCCCAGGAAGCAAAGAGCUGCACGCAGUCAGGAGGAUGCACCAAGUCCUUUGCCACGUAGAAGCCAACGGUCUACGGCUGGUUUUCAUAGUAAUCCGAACAGGUUGCCAAAGCCCACUUGUAGUGCUUUGUCUGUCAGUCCUGAUGUUCUUUCCCAGGUUUUAGCUGGUAUUGUUUUGUACACAUCUGGGAAACUCCAGGAAUAGAGAUAAGUUUUAGCAGUCACCGCGGACGAUGACUGUAAGCAGGGGAGAGUAUGACCGGGUAAAAUAAUUUAAUUGCACUUUAAUAAAACAAAGCAUGUGAUAAACCAUUAAUUUAAUGCACUUAAAACAGCGUUCUUGCUUGUGUGAAUAAAUAAUGAGCAGUAAUGUGCUUUAAUAAAAAAAGUGUUGUGGCCCCUUUAAGAGUGCACGAGUAUACGAUGAGCACGUGAGCUUGAGCGCAGAACGCAAGAGACUAGGAAGUAAACAGAGCUCCAUGCGAUUGGUCAGUGGAUGGCUUCGUGUUGUUGGUUUGUGCUGUGUUUUGAUCUCCUCGAGCGAGCGGUUUUCGUCACGUUGUUUGUGCUGGUUGGAGAUUUCUCAUAUUGAGCGUAAGUGCUGUAUUAUGAUACUGAGUGAUAAAUUAUGACUGUAAUGCAGCUAAUGUUCAAUAAAGUGUUGUAAUAAGGGUUUGGAAACUCUCUCUCUUUGUUGUAUUAGAGGGGAGAGGUUAAAUGUGAGUUCACACGCAAAGCUGUAUGUCACGUGAGCUAAAGGAGACUGUUGCAAAGUAAGUUUUGUUUAUUAAUUUCUUUACUGAUGUGUCUUUGAUUUCAUAAAAUGUAAUGGAUGCGUGUUGAAUGUUUAUAAUUGCUAUUCAUGUGAUAAUUGUGUUUUUGUUAUGAUUGGGGUUAAAAUACUAAAUGUUGCUUAUGUUAUUAUGUAAUGUAAGUGAUGAGUGAAUUCUAAUUGGCCCUAUUUGUAUCUUUUUGUAUUUUUAUUAUCUUUCAGAGCACAGUUGGGCCACUACCGUUGUUUGCUUAGGUGAAAAAUAGUGUUUUCUUGUGUAACUAAGGGGCUUGUUUGCAUUACAGAGUAUUACAGCCAAAGAAACAAUUUCAUUUUUUUUAUUUUCUUUUAUUUCUAUGUUAUGCCAAUUGAAGUAACUUUUGUUAUUUCAGUGUUAUGUUAUUUUUGUCCACUUUAAAAAUUGUCAAAACCAACACUAAAAGAAAGCAAGAAAAUAUUUAAUGCUGCACUCCUUUUGAGUGUGGUCAGGAAUAAAAGAACCCCAGUUUAAUGUUAAGCCACUGUUUUGGUUUCCUUUAUUUUAAACAAAGGUACUCUUAACCCGGCUACAUAUAUA